GUUUUGUCCGCUUUGCUGCAGCGAUUCAUUUCUCCCAAAACUUUGCCCGACUUGUGCUGACUUCGCCCUCGCUUCUCCGGCAGUGAUGCGUAGCUACAGGGCUCCUCCGCUUCUGCUGCCCCUUCUCCUUCUUUCUGUUGGACUGAAGGCAACAGUAGCACGCUCUGUAGAGUACGAGACAGACUUAGUAGUGCCCUCGGAGCUGCAGCAGGAGCAGGUGGAGCUGAUUUGGGAAGCAUCCCGGUGGAGCAGAGGGCGCAGGAGGCGCUCAGAGAACCAGCAUGGCCACUUGUUCGUGUCAUUGCCUGCCUUCGGUCAAGAGCUUUACCUGGAGCUCCAGAGGGAUGAGGCUUUCCUCGCCGAGGGCUUCAUGGUUGAGGAGCGGAGUCGAGGAGAGAGCGUCCAGCAUGAACCAGCUUUUAAAGGACGGGUCUGUUUCUACACUGGCACUGUCUUCAAUCACACUGACUCGUUUGCUUCGCUGGACACUUGUGGUGGCCUGACUGGCUUGGUUCAAAUGGGAGAUGAGACUCUGUUUAUCACGCCUGUUCGCGAGGAACUUGAGUCUUUCUCCGGCGGGGAACACAAAGUCAUCAGACAAAAACGUUCUUCUGACAAAACGUCCCGGUCUACACGCAGCGGCCCGAAACACUGCCAAAUCAUCCAAGGGAAGCGUAAGGAUCGGAGGUCUAAAAGCAUGGAGGAUGCUCGUGGGAGGAGAAACGCCAUCCGGAUGAGUGGAGAGUACACUGUAGAGACGGUGGUGGUGGCCGAUGCAGACAUGGUGCAGUACCACGGAGCCGAGGCAGCGAAGCGCUUCCUCCUUACUGUCAUGAACAUGGUGUAUAACAUGUUUCAGCACCAGAGUCUGGGAGUGAAGCUGAAUGUUCGACUCACCAAACUGGUCCUCCUGCACUCCCGCCCAAAGAAGCUGAAGGUUGGCCAUCAUGGAGAGAAAACACUGGAGAGCUUCUGCCACUGGCAGCAUGAAGAAUUCGGAGGGGCUCGAUAUUUAGGAAAUAACCAUGUCCCUGGAGGCAGAGAUGAUCCACCACCCAUGGAUGUUGCAGUACUGGUCACAAGGACAGAUUUUUGUGUCCACAAGGAUGAGCCCUGUGACACUGUUGGUAUCGCCUAUUUAGGUGGCACCUGCAGCGCCAAGAGGAAGUGCGUAGUAGCCGAGGACAACGGCCUCAAUCUGGCCUUCACCAUUGCCCAUGAGCUCGGACACAGCAUGGGCAUUAGCCAUGACGAUGACCAUGCUGCUUGUACGGGCCACUCGCACAUCAUGUCAGGAGAGUGGGUCAAAGGUCGUAACCCUAGCGACCUCUCCUGGUCUACAUGCAGCCGUGACGACCUGGAAAACUUCCUCAGAUCGAAGGCCAGUUCCUGUCUGUUACACACAGAUCCACGGAGUCGUUACCUGGUGCGUCUUCCCGCGAAGCUGCCUGGCAUGCACUACAGCGCAGACGAACAGUGCCAGAUUCUGUUUGGCACCAACGCAACCUUCUGCACCAACAUGGAGCACCUGAUGUGUGCAGGCCUGUGGUGUCUGGUGGAAGGAGACACAUCCUGUAAAACCAAACUGGAUCCACCUUUGGAUGGCACAGAGUGCGGCACUGAUAAGUGGUGCAGGGCUGGUGAGUGCGUCAGUAAGACCCCCAUCCCUCAGCACAUGGACGGAGACUGGAGUUCAUGGAGCCAGUGGAGCAUGUGCAGCCGAACCUGUGGUACCGGAGCUCGAUUCAGGCAGAGGAAGUGUGAUAACCCUCCACCCGGUCCUGGAGGGAAACAGUGUCUGGGGGGCAGUGUGGAGCACAAAGUGUGUGAGGGUCCUCCAUGUGCCAAGGGCUCCCCUACAUUCAGGGACCAGCAGUGCCAGUCUCAUGAGCGCCAGGCAGGCAAGAAGAAGAGCCAGAUGUGGACAGCUGUUGUAAAUGACGAGAAGCCGUGUGCGCUGUACUGUACGCCGGUGGGCAGGGAUGCACCGGUGCUGAUGGCUGAGCGUGUGUUAGACGGGACGCCUUGUGGACCCUACGAGAGUGACUUGUGUGUACACGGGAGGUGUCAGAAAAUCGGCUGUGACGGUAUUAUCGGCUCCUCAGCCAAAGAGGACCGCUGUGGAGUGUGUAACGGAGAUGGCAAGUCCUGCAAAAUUGUCAAAGGAGACUUCAAUCACAGCAGUGGCAUGGUCACCCCUAGCCAUUGUAAGAAGGUCUCUACGUGUGUGAUGUCAAAAUCCAGGGCUCUUCCCAAGUGUUUCUCAUGUUAUAUUGAGGCGGCCAUCAUUCCUGUAGGAGCACGGCGAAUUAAAGUUGUGGAGGACCGGCCAUCACACAGCUUCCUGGCGUUGAAAGACUCGAGCAAGAGAUCCAUAAACAGCGACUGGAAAAUUGAGCUGCCGGGGGAGUUUGAGCUCGCCGGUACCACGGUUCGCUAUGUUCGCAGAGGAUUAUGGGAAAAGAUGUCUGCCAAGGGGCCCACUAAGACUCCUCUCCACCUCAUGGUUCUCCUGUUCCACGAUCAGACAUACGGGAUCCACUAUGAGUACACAGUGUCUCUGAACCAGUCUCAGGAGAGCAGCACAGAGACGCCCAGAGAACCUGAGCACCUCUACCUGUGGACUCACAGCAGCUGGGAGGACUGCAGCGUGCAUUGUGGAGGAGGAGAAAGAAAGACGGUGGUUUCCUGCAUAAGGAUGGUUAAUAAGACCAUGACACUGGUGAAUGAGAGCUUCUGUCACCCGGAGAACCGCCCUGCACCUCAAGUCCGUUACUGCAACACUCAUCCUUGCCAAUACAGAUGGGUGGCAGGUGACUGGGGUGAGUGUUCAGUGACGUGUGGAAAAGGUGCACAACAGCGUGAGGUCGGCUGUGUUUAUCAGCUCCAGAACGGCUCGUUCCUCCCCACACGAGAACUCUACUGCCUCGGUGUGAAGCCGGAGAGCAUUCAACACUGCGAGGGACGCCACUGUCUCACUGCAUGGGAUGCCUCUGAGUGGAGCCAGUGUUCAUCUAAUUGUGGGCGGGGCACCAGGAAAAGGAUAGUGACAUGCACAAAUCCCCAGGGGCUUUGUGACCCUGCCUCCCGUCCCACCCACCAGGAGCCAUGUGAAGAUUACUCAAAAUGCUAUGAGUGGAAGACAGGAGACUGGUCCAAGUGCUCAUCAUCCUGUGGGCGGGGGCUUCAGUCCCGCGUAGUCCAGUGCAUGCACAGAGUAACGGGUCGUCAUGGCAGCGACUGUCCCACAGUCCUAAAGCCACCAGCAUAUAGGCAGUGUCAUCAGGGGGCAUGCAAUGAAAAAGUUAAUGUCAACACCAUAACUUCACCAAGACUGGCGGCACUGACGUAUAAGUGCACGGGAGAUCAGUGGACGGUGUACUGUCGGGUGAUUCGGGAGAAGAACCUGUGCCAGGACAUGCGCUGGUACCAACGCUGCUGCCAAACCUGCAGAGACUUUUACGCCAGCACAAUGUCCCACGAAAGUUAAUGAGCCUGGCACUUCUUGCCACGUAGCAGCUUUUUUAUUUUUAUGUCCUCUUUUCGUACUGUCAUAAGUGACACUGUGUAUAUUGUUAUUAAGGAUUAUUGGAUUUUAAAGCAGUAACCGGGAAAUUGAUGCACAUGCCAGAUCUUUCAGAUGAGAUGUUAAAACGUUUAAGGUUUUGACUUUAAAAUGGUGCAAAAGGUCUAUGACUUUUUUAAUUGUUUUGCUGUAAACCAAAGUUUAACAUAAGAGAACAUAGGAGGCCAUUGGAGAUGACUUCUUGAACAUAGCAGCUUGGCUGUUGUACAGUAAGCUGACCAUUUAGGAAAGGCUUACAUUGCUUUCUAAAAGCCACUGGUUGGCCAGUAAUCCCAGAACUGAGCAACGGGACAUUAUUGACAUUUUGAUAUCCUAAUCACAUAUUCAUUUUCUUAUCUCUUAUUUCUUCCAGAUUUCUUAGAGAAGUCCAUUAAGUGCCUUAACGAGAUUAUAUGAUCCAGAAUGCCAUGGUUUAUGGGGCCAGUUGUACCCCAUGAGCUAUGACACAAGCCAUGGUUGUCUUAAGUAAGAUCAUCUAUAACUGCUAAAUAGGUCAUAGCUAAGACUGAUUUUGAGAGAGGACUUUACACUUAUUAAAGAGGAUUAAGAGCAACUAAUUCUAGCCUUAUCUGUGUACAUUAAUGUGAAAAGAUACUAAGCAAAAUUACUAGUGCUACACACAUACAGAGGUGGCAACAGAUUUGAGCCCUCGAUGCGGCAAUAUGGGAAACACCUGAAAGCUACACUUUUCUGCUUUUUCAGAAAAAGAAAUCGACAGGCCAAAUAUGAAUAAAAUUCAGCAGACAGUUUACUGAAAUGGAAAAGACUGAAGGUAAAAGACAUGCUCUUGCUUAUGGUAGUGGUCACUUACUUUUUUUGCACCAACUUUAUCUAGGUGAAGUUUGACUGGCGAUUUCACAAGCCUCUGUCUUGUGAGCCAAUAGAAACCAAGUGGUCAGUAAUAAAAUGGAGGAGCUUCUUAUUCUUACAUAGCAAAUCACACCAGACCUUUGCCUCAUGGUUUGCCGCACUCAUCAACCAAUAUACUCUUUUUGUGGUAAAAUUCUGGUUUUUUUUUCCUCUUGCUGGAUUGUUCUUGUUAGCAAUGUUGGCACUUCUGCACAUAAAUACACUACAGGCUACCUAAAGCUCAUUUGCUAAAUCCUGCAACCAAACUAGGACUGCAGGAUUGCACAUGCACCAUUUGGAACACCAAAACAAGUGUUCAACUAAGACCAGUCAUAGUAGAGACUCUAGAGGGAGUUAGGACUCGAAGUUUUUUUGAAACAUUGCUAGGUUUUGACACAUAGGAUGUGUGAGUAUUGGACAAUUCAUAUAGACCACAUGUUCCCAACCCUGGUCCUGGAGUAUCCUUUCUCCUGCGCAUUUUACUGUUGUUCUUGCACUAACACACCUGGUGAGCUCAUUAAUAGUCCUUCCAGAGUUGAAGUAGGUGUGUUAGAGCAGGGGAAACACUUAAAUGUGCAAAACAUGGUUUGGUGACUAAAUUUAAUGUUUUUAGAAUUUUAUUUACACCAGAUAACACCAGUAGAAACUGUUCUUUUGUUGACAUUAAUUCUACUUUACCCAGUUUUCUCAUUAGUACAAAGCAGGUAAUGUUAAAGGUUAAUAUUGAAAGAUUAAGAUCAGUCUUCUAAUGACUAGGCCAAUUCCUUUCCCAUCUUUUUUUUUUCAAUAUUUUUUUCAUUGUCAGUAAAUUUGGUCAAACACCCCAUUCCACUCUUUCCAUGGCUACAGGAUUAACACAGAUUUAUUUAACUAUAUUCGUACUUAUUUUUCCAACUUAAGGGUUUGUCACCCUAAAACAUUAAUUUCAACAUAUUUUCCUUUUGUGUUUCAUUGUUUCACAGUUUUAGUAAGUACUGUUAAUGUUUGAUAUAUUUCAAUAAGAACAUUGCACAUGUGUUUACAUAUGUAAGAAAAGUGGAUGUUUGACUAGCAUACAUUUACAUACUAGCAUAGAUUUUCAUAUUUCCAGGAGUCAUGUUCAACACAAAGUUAUGUUAUUUACAAUGAAAAUCAUUGGACACAUUAUUAAACAAAAUGACCAGGUUUUAUCUUUCAGUAACUCCUGAUGACACCAUCAGUAAAGUCUUUAUAACUGGUUAUAGGCUCACAUGCAGCUGCAUUACUUUGGAUCACAGGUGUAAAAUGUGAACUUUCCAAGUUUUUACACUACAUAAAAGUCCCUCUGUGUAGGUAGGUGUGUGUGUGUGUGUGUCGUUUUUUUUUUGUUGUUGUUUGUUUUUUUUUCUUCAAGAUACCUUGGCCCCUGUUUUCUCAGGCAGUGCAGGGUUCAUUUGGUGCUAGACAAAUUUCACUACUGUGGAAUUCAACAGUUUUUUUUGUCCUGUUUUUCUCAUGAUUGUUCUUCCAUAGGUCUUUUCUGACACAUAUGUUUUGUGAUGAUUAUUUAAUACUAAAAUGUAGCUGCCUUACUAUUUCAGAGACUUCAGCCUAUUGGUGAAAAUUGCUUCAUUUACUGCUAUGGUGCAGAUAUGCGUAUAUAUUCCAGUACUGUAUGUCUUUAGUUGCACAUGAUUGGUACAUAAUCUGCAUUUUUGAUGGUGCUGAUUUGAUUACAACUGUUUAAAUAGUUAUACAAAAAUAAAUGAAUCUUAUAACACA
Molecule: messenger RNA, 6175 nt
Organism: Pangasianodon hypophthalmus (striped catfish)
Lineage: Eukaryota; Metazoa; Chordata; Actinopteri; Siluriformes; Pangasiidae
Gene: adamts17
Product: ADAM metallopeptidase with thrombospondin type 1 motif, 17
Exons: 24
Coding region: 86-3490 (1134 amino acids)
Biological process (GO): proteolysis; extracellular matrix organization
Cellular component (GO): extracellular matrix
Molecular function (GO): metalloendopeptidase activity
Source: RefSeq, a predicted model, not a curated record